AUUUGGAAUGAAAGUGUGUUACGUUGUGACGUCAUAAAUUAAAAGAGCAUGUCAGGCAUGAUCCAUAGAGCGACAUGUUUGUAAGCAGAUUGUGUGUGUGUGCGUGAGCAAUAUGAACGUGCCAUCCCGCUCUCUCUCCCUUCUCUCUCUCCUCUCUCGCUCUCCUUUCCCAUCUCCAACAUCUCUCACUAGUGUCCAAAUAUCCCGUCAGCCGCGCGUAUCCUCUCGAGUUUUCUUUCUCGGGACGCGGUGGCAGCAGCGGCGGCAUUUCUCAUUCCAGCCACCACGCUUGAGCUUUCUCCAAAUCAAAACAGUAAUUUGCAAGUCCAGGAUUUAACGUGCACUUCCGGCCGGCAAUGUAUAUAGACGCGUUCAAAAGGAUCCUCUUUGAGCGGCUCAACUGCUUGAAGAGGAUGUGUGUGUGUCAGCGUCACAGCAGCUCAUUUGCCAUGUCUAAGACCUCCAUGAGGAAGCUGCACUGGCGUUCCAGGAUGCAGGAUACCUUCGUCCCCUUGAUCGACUCGUCGGGGGAGCUCGGCGUGGCUGUCGGAGGAGGGGCCGAUUACGGAGAGUUUCCUUUUGUCACGGCCGCCCCGGGGGAUGGAAUCAAUGUGGGCGACAUCAUCCUAGAGAUUGGUGGAACGCCUGUACUGGGCAUGACGCUUGGCGAUGUACGUGGGGUCCUCAACUCCUGCCCCCAUCCUGUCCGCAUCAAAACCGUGUCACCAGGCGCCACGUUGUGCAAGGAUCUCAGGUUGUAUCUGAGUAAGUGCUUCACACCCGGCUCGGUGGACAGUACACUUCAGCAGGUCAUCCGAGAGAACCUUUUCCUCCGAGCUGUACCUUGUACAACCAGACCGCCUCGAGCGGGAGAGAUCCCCGGGACAGACUAUAACUUUGUCUCCAUUGAGGAGUUUUUUUCUUUGGAGGAGUCGGGAGCGCUGCUGGAGAGCGGCAAAUUUAAAGGGAAUUACUACGGCACGCCUCGCCCCGUUCACAUCAGCGCCGAGUCCCCCCCUAUUACCUAUCAGGAACACCGCAGCCUGCUCAGGAACUUCCGCACGCGCAGCAAGUCACUCAGCAACCUGGAAAAGGCUGCGGCCCAAGCCGAGCAUGGUGAUGAAGACCUGGGCCUCCCGGGAGGGCAUCGCUCACCGCUGGGGCGCCGGGCAUCGAGCGGCGGCUUUGCUGGCGUCCUAGAAAACGGCUUCAUGGGCAACAGGGCCGUAGACAGAGGGAGAGGCAUGAUCGCGGAUGACUGGGAGCAGGCCUUCAGCGACCCGGGAGAGUGUCACUACAUAGACCACAAGAGGACCAGCUGGCAGAGUCCUCGAGCACCGAGCAGGGAGUCGCUCUACAAAAACAAAUGGUUCACAGAGUACCCAGAGGAGCUUCAGGGUUUUCUUGUGCGCACACAUUUGAUCAAGGGCGCCAGGGGCUUUGGCUUCAACAUUGUUGGAGGCAGCAAGCCAAGAGAGUUCCUUCAGGUCUAUAGUGUGACUUCAAUCGGACCCUCAGCCCUCAAGACAGCGGACAUUCUGGUGUACAUCAAUGACGUUUGCAUGUUGGGAGUGUCUCACAAAAAGGCGGUGGAGAUGCUCAAGUCUGUCCCAGUGGGCCACGGUGUGGAUAUCGCCAUCAGAAGAGGAUACCCCAUGCUAUACAACCCUGACGGGUGUCCCAAAGAGCGCUUGCUGGACAGUGAUGACCCCGUCCUACUUCCCACCACCUCGCAGCCUGAGCCUCUUCACCAUCUACCUCGCCGGCCGACGCCUACUCCACAGAUCCGUCACUUGAACGGCCUCCACGGCGAUUACGUGGAGCCCGGCGUGAUUCUCGAUGCCAAUGGAAACGCCACGUCCUUUGCCAGCAGACAGUCGUCACUGAGACGCUCCAGUUUGAGCAAUGCCGCAUCACCGCCCUUGACACGCCCGCCUCGUUCCCUGAGAACAUUAGCCCAAGUGCAGUCGCUUGACCCGACGCUGGCCAGCCAGAGUGACAGUGAAGUUGUCUCUGCUAUCGGCUCACACAGGGCAUCAAUGAUUCGUAAUCACAACAACAACUCGUUGUCAACACCCCAGCAUCCUUUACGGUACGGCACAUCCAUCAAGUCAUCGGAGAGCGACCUAUCCACUUGUACGCUGCCCGUGUCCCGCCUCCCGCUGCCUCUGUCGCCAAAGAGGCCCUCGUCGUCCCCUGGCGGUCCUCGCAGCGCUCACGCCCGCCUCUUCAGACCGCAACCCUCUCACCUCCGACCUCCUCCGACGCCAGAGAGCCCCCGCCACCACGGUUUUAAUGGUCUCCAUGGGAACCACAGCCCCAUGGCCAGCCCCCACAAAAUGGCCCGUGCGGGCGGCGGGUUCGGCGGAGGCGAGUUGGUGCCGGUAGCGUUGGCGCAGACUGAGGCAGACAAAGGCCUGGGUUUCAGCAUGAUGGGCGGCGGGCCGGGGGGCGGGAUGACGGUCGUCAGGAGAGUUUGGGACAGGAAGCAGUGCAACACUCUGCAGCCAGGGGAUGCUAUUGUCAAAAUAAAUGGAGCUGACGUGCAGAGUCUCAGCCUUGGUCAGGUACAAACCGUCCUUCAGGAGCACACUAAACAGGGAGAAGUCACACUGUUGGUGUAUAGGGGAGGCAUCUAUCAAUCCAUCUCCCCCAGCUCCCUUCGGAGACUCCCCCCUCCUCUGCUCCGCCCCCCUCCUCCACCCGGUGGCUCAGUCGACACAUCCAUCCUCACUGAUGCCUUACCUGUUCCACGUACGUCAUUCGGCACACCGCCAUCCACAGCCCCCACGAGUUCUUCGCUGAUCCAGAGCACCAGCUUCUUGGAGUCCAUUCCGGUCACCCUGACCAUGGAGCCCAAAGACUGGAUCAGUACAGGUCUGGAGGAUGACGCCGGUAGAGUCACAGAACCCGAUUCAGGACUGGAAAUACGAGAAGACGAAAGGGUUCGACCCCUGAGAGGGUUCGAUGUGGAGCUGAAGAGAAAACCAGGGGAGGGUUUUGGCUUUGUCAUUGCCUCUCAAGAUCUGGAGAACACCAAAGCCGCAUCUCUUCUGCCACAUCGUUUUGUCACAGUGCGCCGAGGCAGCCCGGCAGCCAAGAGUGGUCAGAUUCGGCCAGGGGAUCGAUUGGAGGCCGUCGAAGGACGCUCGGUGGUGACGCUGCCUCACCGUGAGCUGGCGCAGAUCCUUCGCCGGGCAGGAAACACGCUCCGUCUCACUGUUGUCCCCCGGCCUAGCACCUACUCAACAAGCCUUUCAGAACCCGUGGAGUCCGAACUCGGACACCGAAGCAGGAAGGGUCAGAGGUCGCGUCCCAAACGUGAUUCCAGGUAUUACAGUGUCAACUUGGAUCGUGGCCCCUCAGGAUUUGGCUUCAGCCUCCGAGGGGGCAGUGAGUACAACAUGGGACUCUACGUCCUGGGACUGAUGGAGGGAGGGCCUGCUUCGCGCAGCCAAAAGAUACAGGUGAGUGACCAGCUUGUGGAGAUUAACGGCGACAGCACGGCGGGGAUGACUCACAGUCAGGCAGUGGAGCAGAUUCGCAGAGGGGGCCACCGCAUCCACCUGGUCCUCAAGAGAGGAAACGGAUAUGUGCCCGAUUAUGGCCGUGAGCACAGAAUCACCUCCCCCUCCCGCCUGCGUCACCCCAAGGAGCAGGGUAUGGCUGCAGUAGACUCCAGCAGGCAGAGGGGGCGCCGCUCCAAGCAGAAGAGGAGAGGCAAGUCUUUGGACGGACGUGAGAAAAGGACAAGUAGGAGGAGAAGGUGGGAAUCGGAAAGCCGCUCAGUGUUGCGAAGCCCCGACUCGGAGCCCGAGAAAGGGGAGAGUUCUCGAAAAAGGACGUCUCGGAGUCUACCCAGAGAAGCCCUGUCGACAGAUGACGGCCAUGCAAGGAGGAUGAGGAAAGGGGAGAGAGGGAGGAGCAGAGAGAGGAAAGAGAAGAAACAGGUAACAGCUCCUGUUGAGGAGAAUCUGGAAGAAAAGGUCGAAGAGGGAAAGGAGGUGUUACAUAGACCAGAUGUGCUGCCAAUUCCAAGUCCUGACAAAAAGCUUCCCAGGCCUAAAGAGGAGAGUGAGGAAGAGUCAGACGAGAUGUGGAAAGUGGCAGCAGGCUACCGUGCCAUGAAGCAGCUCCAGGGCUACGUGGACGACGACGAUGAUGACAAUGAUGAUGACACCCACCAGUUUGAAGAAAAGCUCCGGGAUUUUGAGGAAGAUGAGGUUUCAGGGGAUGCACAAGAGGGGCUGUUAUCAAACGACGCCGGGACAUACUCCGUCCCACAAAGGAAGCCCUUCUCCUUCCUCGCUUCUGCACUUUCUGUAAAUCAGCUGAGGUAUGAUGAGACAGAGUCUGGAGGCAGCCAAUCAGAUGACAGCAUGUCCGCCGCUAGCAUCUCUAGCUUUCCUGUGCAAGCGCUCGGCCGCAGGGCCACCAUGCUGCCGGGUCCUUGGCUGGCCCCCAGCCGGCACAGGGUGGCUCGGGAUGCUGCGGAGAACGGGCUGUCGUCGCAGCCAACGGUGCCAGCAGGCAGAGAAGAGUGACGAUACCACAUGAGCAUGAAUGCAUUUUUGUUGAUUCAGACACUCACCUUUCUUUUGUAGGGACCGAAAGUGAUAUUUACUGAUAUCAACGCAAUUCUCUCUUCUCAAUGUUUCCCAAAUGUUACUGAGCCAAGACACACCAUUCCUCACAAAAAGUUUCUAGUAUAGGGCGCUUUCAAGUGGAAGUUAAGUCAAAAUGUUCAUGUGCUCCCACUAGUCUAAACACGGAAUUCUGAUUAAAAUUCUCUUCGUGGAAUUAAGCAGAUUCAUUCACCCACUUUCAUUCAUUACUAUAGGCUGGCUAUGUAAGAUGGCCGUCGGUGGCUUCACAUCUCUCUACAGUGAGUUGAAGGAUUCUUAGUUCAUUCAUAGAUAAGGUUCUGAACCAAACCCAGAAAACAGAUGUGUGGUGACGUUUGCAAUGAUGUCAGUUCACGACCGGAACUCAAAUUCAAAGGGGCAUGAUUCAGCGUAAGCCUCAU
Molecule: messenger RNA, 5026 nt
Organism: Hippocampus comes (tiger tail seahorse)
Lineage: Eukaryota; Metazoa; Chordata; Actinopteri; Syngnathiformes; Syngnathidae
Gene: magixb
Product: MAGI family member, X-linked b
Exons: 16
Coding region: 357-4544 (1395 amino acids)
Biological process (GO): signal transduction
Cellular component (GO): cell-cell junction; cytoplasm
Molecular function (GO): protein binding
Source: RefSeq, a predicted model, not a curated record